Molecule: messenger RNA, 816 nt
Organism: Rubroshorea leprosula
Lineage: Eukaryota; Viridiplantae; Streptophyta; Magnoliopsida; Malvales; Dipterocarpaceae
Source: the annotation of a GenBank genome assembly
AAAAUGUGAUUUUUUUUUUAUUAUUAACUUUUUAUAGAUAGUGUUUACACCCAUUUUUGCAAAAUAGUAUAAUGAUGCCAUGUGUCAUCCAUGUUGGCAGAUAUUUCAUAGUUGAAAGUUGUUGGAGUAAAUAUCUGGAUAAGGUUGAGUGGUUAUUUCCACAACUGCAGCAAGGUUGUUGGUUUGUUGCGAACUUCCAGGAGAAUAAUUGGCAGAAUCAACAGAAUAAUCAGUUUGUUUCAGAUUUCAUGUUGCCGUUGAUUGUCAAGUUGCUGCCACAGAUUUCCAAGCAUGCUGCCAAGUUUGUUUCAGAUUUCAUGCUGUCGUUGAUUGUCAAGUUGCUGCCACAGAUUUCCAAGCAUGCUGCCAAGGGUGUUUACUGCUAUAAAGAUGCAAAGAAGAAACGCAGCAAAGAAGACCAGCCUCUCACACAACUAGCCCAGCGCUAUCUACAUUUUAGUUUUACAAGCAAUGUCUUAGUUUAGAUCCAGUUUCCUCAAACACCUUUCCUAGUUAAGUCUUUAGCUCUACCCUGCCAUUAGUUUCAACUCUGAUUUUUGUUAUUUUGUUUUGAACAUCUCCAUUGAUGUAUUUCGUUUCCUGCAAUUCAAUUUACUGCACUUUGCCCCAAAUUCAUUUUUCUAGCUUCUUUUAAGUUUAGUUUUAUGCUUCAGCUUCUAUUUCGUUUUCUACGUUUUCAUACUUUUGCGGCGGCAUCACGCUUUCUCUUUGCAAUUUAGUUUUCUCGCCAUGAACUCUCUUUCUUCUCCUUUCCUUUAUUUUCCUCUUUUAUUUUAAUCAACAAACUAACAUUUC